This is a messenger RNA of Sebastes umbrosus (honeycomb rockfish), 1858 nucleotides long. It is a transcript of the gene pdhb, whose product is annotated as pyruvate dehydrogenase E1 subunit beta. Bases 13 to 1197 code for a protein of 394 amino acids. The transcript has 11 exons. NCBI's taxonomy places the organism in Eukaryota, Metazoa, Chordata, Actinopteri, Perciformes, Sebastidae. The record is from RefSeq and is a predicted model, not a curated record. Gene Ontology annotation, molecular function: pyruvate dehydrogenase (acetyl-transferring) activity. Gene Ontology annotation, biological process: pyruvate decarboxylation to acetyl-CoA.
UGGUUCUCUGUUAUGACAGCUUCCGCUCAGCAUGUAACCUGCAGCUCUGAUUGGCUGACAGCUGCUGACCUACGUAGAAGUCCCGCCUUCUCUCCGGCAGAGGACAGGAUGAACAUGGCGGCGUCUGUGAGGUGCUUACUGCGCUCAGGAAAAGAUGUGGUGUCUGCUGUCGGUCGCAGAGGCUUUCAUCAGAGCUCUCCUGCUGCUGUGCAGAUGAUGGUCCGUGAUGCCCUGAACCAGGCGAUGGACGAGGAGCUGGAGAGAGACGAGCGGGUGUACCUGUUGGGUGAGGAGGUGGCCCAGUACGACGGAGCCUACAAGGUGAGCAGAGGUCUGUGGAAAAAGUACGGAGACAAACGUAUCAUCGACACUCCGAUCACAGAGAUGGGCUUUGCUGGCAUCGCAGUGGGAUCCGCCAUGGCUGGCCUGAGACCCAUCUGUGAGUUCAUGACCUUUAACUUCUCCAUGCAAGCCAUCGACCAGGUCAUCAACUCCGCGGCAAAGACCAACUACAUGUCCGCCGGUCUGCAGUCGGUGCCCAUCGUCUUCAGAGGACCCAACGGAGCAUCAGCAGGCGUCGCCGCACAGCACUCCCAGUGCUUCGCUGCAUGGUACGGUCACUGUCCAGGUCUGAAGGUGGUGAGUCCCUGGAGCGCAGAAGAUGCCAAAGGUCUCCUGAAAUCAGCCAUCAGAGACGACAAUCCUGUGGUGUUUCUGGAGAAUGAGCUGAUGUACGGUGUUCCCUUCGAGAUGUCAGAGGAGUCACAGUCCAAAGACUUCACCAUUCCCAUCGGCAAGGCCAAGGUCGAGAGACAAGGGACUCAUGUCACUUUGGUCAGUCACUCUCGGUAUGUCAGUCACUGCCUGGAUGCUGCUGUCGUCCUCGCCAAGGAGGGAAUCGAGUGCGAGGUGAUCAACCUGCGGACCAUCCGUCCUAUGGAUGUGGAGAGUAUUGAGACCAGCGUGAUGAAGACCAGCCACCUGGUGACAGUGGAGGGCGGCUGGCCUCAGUUUGGGGUUGGAGCUGAGAUCUGCGCCAGGAUCAUGGAAGGUCCCGCCUUCAACUACCUGGACGCUCCAGCCACCAGGGUGACGGGCGUCGACAUCCCCAUGCCGUACGCCAAAAUCCUGGAGGACAACAGCGUGCCGCAGAUCAAAGACAUCAUCUUCUCUGUCAAAAAGACCCUCAAUGUCUGAAUCACACACACACACAAGACAAACCCACCUGAAUCCUCUUUGUCUUGUUCACACAGAUGGUUGAAACAUUUGAACCACGUUGUAAAUACAGCCGAGUGGUUCCUUUCAAAACGCUCCAGAUUGUAAUGUUUUUCGCCAGAUGUUGGUCAAUGAAACGCACAACUGUUUACCUGCACCCAGAGCGGUGGACACACACAGGGUUCGGUCAAGUCAUGGCCUCUGUUAGUCGAUCACAAACUUGACCGAACUCUGUGUAUGGCUCUGGCUGCUCUCUCCACUUCCUCUCCUUCAAAAUAAAAGUUGCUGUAUCCUGUAGGCCUUUCUGUGUUUCUGAGGAAGUUUGGUAUCAACAAAACUGUUCCUGCAUGCUCUCAAAUGUAGACUUGCAGACUGAUUUUAAGACUUAUUUUUUACUCUCAGUAGUUUUGAUGUUAAUAAACUUCCAUAUAUUUCUAACCACCAAAACAUAUUAUACGCAGUCUAAUAAUUUCAUUCCCCGCAUUGACUUGGGUUUGUCUCUGAAAGCAGAAAGAAGAAAGAACCAGCCGAAGUGCUGGAGGUGGACUGUGGUCAGAAAUAUUUAUUGUAGCUGCAGCAGCUCUGUGGAUGUUUUCGUUGCUGUAAAUGACUCUGUUACAGAAAUAAAAACCUUUCAGCCCUU